UUGGGAUAACACUGAUAGGCUUGUGAAUCCUCUGUACUCAUCUCAGCUUCCUGCAGCAGGGAUAUGUAACUAUAGGAAAAAUGAGGGGGAUUUCAGUGCCUUAGUCAAGUGGAUCUCUUUCAGAUAAGCCACUGGCUGUCCAGUUCAUCGACUGGGUCCUGAGGGGAACAGCGCAAGUGAUGUUUGUAAAUAACCCAGUCAGUGGAAUCAUCAUCUUCAUUGGACUCCUCAUCCAGAAUCCCUGGUGGACAAUCACUGGAGGCCUGGGUGCAGUGGUUUCUACCUUGACUGCCCUUGCCUUGAGUCAAGACAGGUCUGCCAUUGCCUCAGGGCUACAUGGGUACAACGGUAUCCUGGUGGGACUACUGAUGGCUGUCUUCUCAGAGAAACUAGACUACUACUGGUGGCCUCUUCCAGUUACCUUUACCGCCAUGACAUGCCCGGUUCUUUCCAGUGCCUUAAGUUCCAUCUUCAGUAAAUGGGACCUCCCAGUCUUCACACUCCCAUUCAAUAUUGCUGUGUCGCUGUACAUGGCAGCCACGGGUCAUUACAACCUCUUCUUCCCUACAACUUUGGUGCAGCCCAUCACCUCAGUGCCCAACAUCACAUGGGAUGAGAUUGAAGUGCCUCUGCUCUUACAAGCCAUUCCCGUGGGGGUCGGUCAGGUAUACGGCUGCAGCAAUCCCUGGACAGGCGGUGUGUUCCUAGUGGCUCUGUUCAUUUCCUCGCCACUCAUUUGUCUCCAUGCAGCUAUUGGCUCAGCUGUGGGCAUGCUGGCAGCCCUGACAGUGGCCACACCCUUUGCAACCAUCUACAUGGGCCUGUGGAGCUACAAUUGUGUCCUCUCUUGUGUUGCCAUUGGCGGGAUGUUCUAUGCCCUCACCUGGCAGACACACCUCCUGGCACUCAUUUGCGCAUUAUUCUGUGCCUACAUGGGAGCAGCUCUUGCCAACAUGAUGUCAGUGAUUGGCUUGCCACCUGGUACCUGGCCCUUCUGCCUCUCCACCCUCAUUUUCCUGCUUCUGACAACCAACAAUCCUGCCAUCUACAAGCUGCCACUCAGCAAAGUCACGUACCCAGAAGCCAACCGGAUCUAUUACCUGACAGUGAGAAACACAGAAGAAGAGAAACGCCCCACUGGUGAUUAGUCUGGGCCCCAUUUAAAAAAAAAAAAGUUCUUUUUUCUGUGUUCUCCCAUGUCAUCUCCUUCAAAUGUUAAACACAUGCAAAUCAUCUAUUACAUCCCAUGAUGCUAACCUCUCUUUACCAUCUCAUAUUCGUGUAACAACCCUUAUCCCCACCACCAAAAAAAAAAAUCUGUAACUCGCUUUUCAUUGAAGAUGAUUUUUUCCUCCCUCUUUCCCCUUAAUUCCCAUAGCCAUUCAUCAUCCUAUAUUAGUGAGAGCUAGUAAUGAGCUUGCUGUAGUUAAAAUUAAGGAGGGCAUUUAAAAGUUCAUUGACUUAAAACAGACAUUAUUUUGUCUCUAGAAAGGUGAUUAAGACAUAAUCCUAUUGGAGUAUUUAACUGGAUAAUAAAUGUUAUAAAAUCAAGCUUGAUUCUCUAUCUAUAUGGAAUCACUAGGGAGACAGUGGUGCACAUGUAUAAAUCAAGAUAAAAAGCAUAUAUAUGAAUUUCAAGAAAAGGUUUGCCCCUUAAAGGGAAAAAUUCCAUCCUGGUCCACAUGUUUUAAGCCAGAACUGGGUGACUUUGCACAACAGAUCUGAGCCAGGAAGAGAGAAUCUAAAAAUUCAAGUGAUUUUACAUAUAUUCAUAUAUAUAUAUUGAUUUUUUAAAAGAGAUGAGCAUUAAAGAUCAGCCAAUUCUCAGUAGCAGUAAGGAAAGCAGCAAAUCCAUUAAUCAGAAUGUUAUUUAUAUAUCUAUUCGGGAUGUUAAUCAUUUGUUAGCUUAAGUCAAAUGUUUGGGUGCAGUUGUCAGUCUGAGAAGUCGUUGACCUAGUCUAAUAGGAGAAAAUUCAAACUGACUUAAAGAAACUCACAUUUUAAUCAAAGGUCAUUAGUGAUUGAACAAAGAGGCAGCAUCCCAUUUAUAACCAAAGAGCAGCCCAGGGAAGUGUGCUGGAUAUGAUCGGAUAGCUUAAACUAAAAAUUUAGCUUACUUUCCUAUGUGACCUGAGGCAAAAUGCUACCUCUAUAAGCUUCAGUUUCCUCAGCUGAAACACAAAAAAAAAAUUGGAGUAAAUAAUCUCUAAAGUGCCUACUAACUCAAAAUCUGUAAUCUUAGCCUUAACAGUAAACAUUCAUUUAUUAAUUUUAUAAUUGUUUUUCCUUGCCAUUAUCCUGAAUUUAAUCUUUACUUACAACAAAUAUGCAAAAUUCAAUGGAAGUGGAGGGAGGGGGGAAUCAGACAGCAUUCAUUCUGUGGAUCCAGCAACAUCUGAAAGUCUGGUAUCCAUAACAAGAAGUCCCAUUUUUAAAUAUGAGGGCAAGGAAUGAAUCAAAACUAAGGCAGUCUCAUAUCAUGGGUAAUUGAAUAGGCAUUCUUAAGAAAUAAGACAAAGAAAUAAAAAUAAAUAAAUAAAAUGUGCCUGUAACAAAGAAGGAAGGAAGGAAGGAAGACAGAAAAGAAAGACAGAAAGACAAGAAAGAUAGAAAGAAAGUGAGCUCCCCAUCAAUGAAAGUGUUUCAGAAGAAACUAAAUGACCCAUCACCAGAGAUUCUAUAAGACAGAAAGAAAGACAGACAGAAAGACAAAGAAAGAGAAAGACAGAAAGAAAGAAAAAAAGAGGGACAGAAUAUUAAGAUUAGAGAUUUAGACAACAGGAGUUCCAUCCUUGGACAUUUACAAUUGCCUUAUCUUUUGUGGACUUCAGUUGAAUGAUAAUUAUGCUGCACUGAGCAUGCAAUAAAAGGAAAUAUUGUAAUAUAGAGUACAGUACCCUGGUCAGCACUCCAAAGUUCUUCUCUACAAAUUUGCUGCAAAACCUUAGACAAACUAGUUUGUGGUUCAAUUUCCUCAUUUGCCAAAUGAAUAUACUAAUGUGUGUCUGACCUGCUGCUCUGUCAAGUAUUUUCUUGAGGAAUGAAUGAAAUAUUAAAUGUAUAAGCAUUUUAAAAGUAUAAAAUACUACUAUAUUUUCCCCUCUGAUAUGAAUGAGAAAGUCUGUACCUGGACUUGAGAAUAGUUUAUUUUAGUGCCAGCCUACUCCCAAGUCUAGCCAUGAAGAAAGAAAAAGUUAGAAUUGGGAACCUAAUAUUUUCCUUAAUCCCUCACUCAUCUGUAUUCAAAAAUUGGGAGGAAAGGAAAGAAGAGAGCAGGUUGUGUUUUUUUUUAAUAUCAACGCCUAAAAUGACAGAACUCCACAGAAGGAUACCAGGGUUCCCAGCACCAGAGAUAGCCCUCAGGUGAAUUAUGAGUAAGUGGUUUUUGUCUUUGGUGCCUUCCAAGCUCUCUUGCCAACAUCUCUCCUUCAGGACAGUCUUAUCUUUUCUUAUGCAUCCAUUGCAUCCCCAGUAUUGCUGUUGGAGAUCUACCAACCACUCUUUGAUAAGCUAUUGCUAGAUUUAAGAUGUCAGUCAGGUAAAAACAGCAUAAGGUAUGGUCUUCCCAGGUAUAUCUGAAUCUGAACUAGGGAUUCUGGAAGACCAAAAAUCCUUGAAGAAGCAAAGGAAUGGAGAUAUUAACAAGAUAGAUAACAAGGGAAAGAAACGUUUUUAUGCAAGAAAUUUCAAAGUCCAAUCCCAAAGUCAAAGUCCUUUAUCCACCUAUUUAUGAAGCUAGAUCACUGACAAGGCCUGAUAGCCUUUUUGUAGUUAUGAUUUCUCACAAAGUAAGAAAUGGCACUACCCCUUUCAGAGCAGACUCAAAACAUUUGGUCUGAACUGAAAGUUUUCUAUUAGUCAUACUUUUUAAUAGGUUUCUAGAAUAUUUUGAUGGGAAACACUAUAUAAACUCCUUUGGAAAAAGUUAUGAUCUGUCCUUUCAUCCUUUAUUUCAAUCCUAGAUCCUUUCCAUUCUCCCUCAAUAGUUUUUCUUUUUUAAGGCACCAUAUCAGAUGCCUGUUUGUUAUUUUAAGCUCUCUCUACAAUCUCAAACAAAAGCAAUUCAAUUCUUCAGGAAAAAAGGUGAAAAAAGGCAUUUAGAAGUUAUCCUCCCUCACUCAGAAAACAGCCUUUAAAAGAGAUCCCUUUCAGGAGAUGUCUUCCCCAGAUAGACAUGAGAUAUAUGGUCAAAGACUUAUUGUAGAUUUUUCUGAAAUAGAAGAAUACCCAUAAAUUUAGCCUUCUAAAGUCUACUUUGUGUUUUGAUUCAUUGAAAACCAUACCUUAGGGAAAAGGACUAAGUUACCAGAAGUCUAUCUUGACUACUUUUUUAUUAAUGCCCUCUAAUCCCUGCAAAAUCAAUGAAACCCAUUCAAUAAUUUUGACUGGACUAACCCAUAGAAACGGUUGCUUGUGUAGAUAGAGUAGGCAUUUACUUGCUUAUUGUAAAUUCACAGGAGUGCCUUCUGUUCUCCUAAAAUUAUCCCAUUUUCUCAUGAAUUCUUCAUGAUUAGUUUUAUUUCUUGGCUUUAAGCUUUGUUUCUGUCAAUAUACAAAUAUUCGUGGGAAGGGUAAUAAAUUAGGCAUUAUGAAUCCUUUAUACGUUAUGAUGAAAGAAUUUAUUAGGCCUUUUCUCAAGAGCCAGCUUUGAUAAGGGAGGGAUAGAAGGAAAAUGAGGAUAUUAAAGUAUUUAGUUCUGGGUACCAAAUUUCAACUGGAGCUUAGCCAGAGUAGGAUGAUGAACAUACAGUUCUAGGAGAAAUCAUUCACAGAAUUGAAGAUGGUUAACUUGGAAAAAGGAAAACUAAUGAGGAAUACAGGUAUAUUUAAAUGGCUAGUUUCCAGAAAAGGAAUUAGCCUCAUUUUAUGUAGCUCUAAAGGGUAGAACUUAAGAUCAAUGUGUGGAAAAGACAGUGGCAGGUUUCAGCUCAAAAUGAGGAAGAAAGAACAUCUUUAUAAUUGAAGCUAUCCAACUGGAGAAUAAGCUGCCUCACAAUGCUAGUGAGCUCCCCAUCAAUGAAAGUGUUUCAGAAGAAGCUAAAUGAUCCAUCACCAGGAAUUCUAUAAGAGGGAUUUCUAUUAUAGAGUCCUUUUGGGGGGAUAAACUUGAGAUUAAAGCAUCUCUAGGGUACCUUUCACUCUGUGAGUCCAUGAUUUUUUGACACAAGACACUAAAAGAAAAGGGACAGGUAGAAGCCAACACUUAAAUUAUAAGAAAAGGCACAGAAAAGAUUGAGAAAGACAAAGACAAAAUUUUAUUUCACAGUUUUUCUCAGGGACUCCACAUGUGGUUAAGCAGAAGGACUUUUUAAAUCAAAACAAUUAAAACUAUUAUGUGUAUGCAAAUGGGGUCUUGCCAAUAAAAUUCCUCUUUUCCCUUCUCCCAUCCUGUCCCCUCCUAACAAUAGGAUUUGUCAUUUCUCUAACAUGACCACUCUGGAGAAAUAUCAGAAAAAAAAUUAAAAUCUCAUCCCCUUUAAAUAUUAAAGUCCUUUUAAGAACUGUCUUCCUAGCAUGUAUUGUUAUGAAUGCUAUAAAUGGCUUAUGAUUUAUUGGCUUGUUUAUUUAUCUAUUUGAAUCUGCCAUUUACCUUGGUGGGUGGGAAGACUAUGAGGAGAAUCGGUAUCCCAAAACUUUGGUGGGGCUGGCCACUUCAUUGUGAACAUGAUUUCCACCCAAUAAACUAUAGUCUCAUUUAGCAACUUCAAAA
This is a messenger RNA of Antechinus flavipes (yellow-footed antechinus), 5710 nucleotides long. RefSeq names its product urea transporter 2-like. NCBI's taxonomy places the organism in Eukaryota, Metazoa, Chordata, Mammalia, Dasyuromorphia, Dasyuridae. The record is from RefSeq and is a predicted model, not a curated record. Gene Ontology annotation, cellular component: membrane. Gene Ontology annotation, biological process: urea transmembrane transport. Gene Ontology annotation, molecular function: urea transmembrane transporter activity.